AUGAACACUCUAAAGCAUAAAAAGAAUAUGAAAUAUUAUGAUGUUAAUCAAAAGCUAAUAACAACCAGAAUAAAACCAUCGAGAGAAAAAGAUGAAAUUGCUGCUGCUGAGGGUGUUUUAGUUUACCACAACAUAAAGCAUGGUCAUUCAUAUUUAGCACAACAAUGUCUGGUCAAUGUUUGUAAAACAAUAUUUUCAUCUUCACCAAUAGCAACUGGUUUAUCAUGUGCUCGAACCAAGCCACCUUCUAUUACAUUAAAUGUUUUAGCACCAUACUUUACACAAAAUUUAAUUAAUGAUUUAAAAGAUUCAUUUUGA
Molecule: messenger RNA, 318 nt
Organism: Rotaria socialis
Lineage: Eukaryota; Metazoa; Rotifera; Eurotatoria; Philodinida; Philodinidae
Source: the annotation of a GenBank genome assembly